Messenger RNA from Suillus subalutaceus, 1086 nucleotides. RefSeq lists its product as uncharacterized. Bases 1 to 1086 code for a protein of 361 amino acids. NCBI's taxonomy places the organism in Eukaryota, Fungi, Basidiomycota, Agaricomycetes, Boletales, Suillaceae. The transcript is spliced from 7 exons. The record is from RefSeq and is a predicted model, not a curated record.
AUGCUUUUCCCUGCCGGGAGUUCAGCAUCAGAUGAUUCGAUUUUGGAGGACAUUUUCAGAGAUGUCGCCGGACUUGACACCAUUGAUUUCGGUCAAUGUGGGGACGUGCUGAAGUUCCUUGCCGAGCCAACCCCUGAACAAGAGUAUGCGGAGUUUUCUGAUGUUCAUUAUGGGGUAUACUCGACAGUAGGGCACACUAUCGAAGAGAAUCACGCAGUACUGGGAAGGCCAAGGUUGAGUUACUUCGAGGACGAACGCAUCCUUCUCGUCGAAAAAUUCAGCAGCAUGCACGAAGCUCCAUUCUGUCACUUGGAAUCGAUAUUUUCUAGCUUUUUGUACAGCUCCUAUCUCAGGGAUUACUCUGUGUGUACCUCGGUAUCCAGGGUUUUUGAGCUGAUGUCUGCUUCUGCCGUUCCAGACUUGUUGAUUAAGAUGGAUGUGAGAUCCAAGGGUAAUUGGAUUCAUGAGGUCCUUGUCAUCGGGGAAUGUGCAUUUGCCCAAGACACAGAUUCAGUUCUUCGGAAAAUCAAAUAUGAAAUCUCCGGCCAUCCAGAGGUCUUGAUGGUCAUAAUGGUUGAGAUUGAUGAACAUCAACCAUAUCGCUCACCUGGACGUAUGUCUGAAGCAUGGCAGAUGUUACGCAAGGAGACAUCGACUCUUUCACGCUCUUCAUUCAAUUCGUUUCGAGGCGCUGCAGCGCAAUCUCUUGAGAACCCCAUCGUAUUCGCAGGCCAUACAUGGUGUCACCUUGCAUCCGUUCAAUUCCACGUCUGGGUCCGGGGGGACGAACCGAUCAACGUCGAUGUUGACAAUGAAUUGCUGGCACGUGGUACCUUGUUUCCGAACCAAGAUAUGGGUGCAGUCGACACCAUGAUCAAGAAGGGCAUGGUGAUGAUGCGGGACCAUCUUGCAGCUGUCUGCCAGAAGUCGACGACACCGCCUAUGAUCGGUACCGCUCGUGGUGUGAUUUGUCCCCCUGAAGCACCUCUGCCCUCGAUCACCAGGCGCGCUCGCAACCAGGCAAGUCUUGAAAGCGAGGAGCCUCAUACAUCCUCGUCGCGCACUAGUGUCAACAUCACAAUGUAA